GGAUUCAGGAAAAGUCAGUGAAACUUUCUUUCACUGUCAGAGCGAGCAACUAAAACCUCUCCUGUCUCUCAGUAGAUGUUCGUCAAGGUCAGGUCCUGAUCCUCUCUCUCUCUCUCUAGCUCUCUCUAAUCAAUUUGAGGUCUCUGAGUCCAAAUUGUUUUAAUCUCAGAUUGAUGGCCUCGGUUUUUACAUGACUUAGUUUUCUUCUCAAGAUCUGGAUAUGGUAACUCCCAGUUUUCUGUGGAAUUUUGCUAAGAACUCUGUGACGGGCGGAUUGAUAGCUCUUACCAUUUCGGAUAGAUAUGCAAGUGUUGUUUCUGUGCAAGGCCUCUCCAUGCAUCCCACAUUCAAUCCAGGCACAACCGCCUUUCUGGGAUCAUUGACAGGUGACUAUGUUUUGGUGGAGAAGUUUUGCCUUGAAAAAUAUAAAUUUUCACAUGGUGACGUGAUAGUCUUUCGGUCCCUUAUUAAUCACAAGGAGAAACACAUGAAGAGAAUAAUUGCUUUGCCUGGUGACUGGAUCAGAAUCCCUCAUUCAUAUGAUGCGCUGAAAAUUCCAGAAGGGCAGUGCUGGGUGGAGGGAGACAACUCAGAUUCUAGCUUGGAUUCGAGAUCUUUUGGCCCGAUUCCUUUAGGUCUAGUUGAAGGAAGGGUGACCCAUAUAAUCUGGCCUCCUCAACGAGUAGGCGAAGUAGAGAGAAGAAUUCCUCGAGGCAGGAUUUCAUCGUACUGAUUCUGUUUCCAGUGGUUCAUUCGUUUUUGCCUGGCCUGCAGAGAAACACUACUGUUCUUUUCAGCUAGAGUCCAACAAUAUGGAUUGAGUAUGUGGAUCAAGAUAUGGUGUAAACAAAUUCUGCCACCCAAAAGCAAACAGGAAUGUCAAGAUGUGUAACUACAAGAAACUGCUUCUGAUUGUGCUCAAAAUUCUUACAAAAAAAUAAAAAAAUAGUGCUCAAAA
Messenger RNA from Macadamia integrifolia, 958 nucleotides. RefSeq names its product mitochondrial inner membrane protease subunit 2-like. NCBI's taxonomy places the organism in Eukaryota, Viridiplantae, Streptophyta, Magnoliopsida, Proteales, Proteaceae. Bases 221 to 733 code for a protein of 170 amino acids. Gene Ontology annotation, biological process: mitochondrial respiratory chain complex assembly. Gene Ontology annotation, molecular function: serine-type endopeptidase activity. The transcript has 5 exons. Gene Ontology annotation, cellular component: mitochondrial inner membrane peptidase complex; membrane. The record is from RefSeq and is a predicted model, not a curated record.